Spodoptera littoralis (African cotton leafworm) is the source of this 630-nucleotide messenger RNA. Lineage: Eukaryota; Metazoa; Arthropoda; Insecta; Lepidoptera; Noctuidae. The record is from the annotation of a GenBank genome assembly.
AUGUCUAGAGCAUGCACGGAAUAUGCAAUGUCGUCAGCCUUCACGAUUACACCAGUCGCACACAUUUCUAUGGACAACAGUAUCUGCUUGGGUCUCGUGAGGGAGGGUCGCGUGAAAAUGACUGGCGUUGAUGAAAUACUAAAUUAUCAAAGGAACCCUAACGACGAUUUCUACGGUUUGCUGGGCUGUGACGAAAACUCCAGCGCUGAGCAGAUCAUUGCUGAGUACAAGGUGCUGGCUUUGCAGUACCACCCUGAUAAGAACGAUGGGGACAAGGAAGCUGAAGCCAAGUUCCAGCAACUAAAGGAGGCGAAGGAGACGCUGUGCGAUCCGUCUAAGCGUGCUCUGUACGACAAGUGGCGUCAGAGCGGCAUCGCCAUGGGCUAUAAGCAAUGGCUUGGCAUGAAGGACCAUGUACAGCAGUCCAUGCACUGGAGUAAGCCUAACACCAAGGAUCGCAUGCUCGAGGGGGAGUGUGGCCGUGCUUCGGGCCCCUCCAGCCUGGGGCCCAGCAACCCGGCAGCUCGCAGGGCCUCCGAGGGCGGCGCCGCUCUCUGGGGCCGUUGGGGAACUGGCAACCAAGAACCUCCCUCUGAGGUUAUCUCCAAGUUCCGCAACUAUGAAAUCUAA